CGUGAAAUGGACAUCGGCGACCUUCCUGAGGCAUCCAAGACACAAUCACCGAAGUCGUACUUGUACACUUCAAUCGCCCGCAACCAUUUGGGCGAUGUAGCCGCACUCAUCAUCUCCUGUUUGAUUUCCUAUGGCCGAUUGACGGCUACAGACAUCAGCCACAGAACAAAAAUCCCUGUGAAAAAGGUGAAAUCAGCCCUUGUAUCAUUGAUUCAGAUGAAUUGUAUCUUCUACUGGCGAGAGAGUGGAUCCAAACAGGUUUUCUACUCAUUCAACGAAACUGGCAUUCUAGUGUUCUUACACUCUGGAGACAUCAUUAGCCACGUCACAACACACUAUGGAGAGGAUUCUGCAGAAAUCGUGCAGAACAUCCUUGUGAAUGGUCAUAUCCGUAUAGAAGACUAUGUCAACAAUAUUGACGAUGAAGAAAAGAAGUUGGAUAUACAGACAUUAUUUUUCCGUCUCUUCACCGAUCGCUGGAUCGUCAGAUUACAACCCUUCAACUUUAACCCUGUAGACGAUAUCUGGAAUCAGUUGUACCAGGAGACCCUUAAAAACACGCCCAGAACCUCCACCACGAGUGAGGUGAAGAGGGUUGCGGAGGCUAAAGAGAAGACAAAGACCAAAUUCAUCAACCUCAUCGAAUCAGGACAGAGUCCGAAGGACUUGUACCUAACCCAAGAUGGUAUCAAGCGUUUGAACCCUGCGUUAGUCGUCACCUUCAACUUGUCCAGAUUCCAAAAGCACCUCAGGACGACGGCUCUUGUCUCAUUGGCCAAAUCCAGAGUAGGAUUAUUAUCGGCCAGAAUCUAUGAGUCUGCAUUGAAAUUGGUAGAAGCGUCGAGUCCUGAUCUCACACACCCAUUCUUACAAAUUUCCGGUUUGAUCAACGAUCCUGAAGAGGCCCGGUUCUUUGUCAACUCCAUAGAAAAUAAGUUGGUUGACGAGAAGAAAACUGUUUUCAACGUCAGAGAUUUGGGACGAUUACUUCCGCAUGAUCUAGACUUGAGAAACUCUAUCUUAACUUACAACUUUGUAAAACAUAACCUCACCCCAAAGAAGAGAUCAGCCAGCAAUGGUGAUGACGAGAGGCCAACUAAAAAGAUAAAAACAGAAGAUUCUGAUGAUAUUGCGGAAUCGCUCGAAUCUAAUGGAACCGUGCAAAUCGAAUCCAACGGCAACGGCAAUUCUAUUUCCUUAAUUCAGCAUCAUUUAAAACUAUUAUCUUCUGGAUCAGGGGCUCAGUUGUUGAUUGAAAUUACACCAGGAAGUUAUACCGUCCCAUAUGCAUCAUUGUUGAAAUACUUGAAGCAAUACAAUUUUGAGACUUUGGUCAAGACGACUUUAGGUCCCAACUCUUUCAGAAUUUUGAGAUGCUUAAAAUCAUUAAAAAUCGGUGACGAGAAGACGAUUUCCAACUCUGUAUUAUUAAAAGAAAAAACCGUUAGAAAUGAAAUCUACAAAUUGCUCAAAGCUAACAUGCUUGAAGUUCAAGAAGUUCCGAGAAGUGCUGACAGAGCUGCUUCCAAAACAUUCUACUUGUUCAGACACAAGGAGUUCUAUAGUUACGAAUUCUUGUGCAACUCGCUAAUUUUCUCAAUGGCUGAGAUCUUGUCCAAUAUUCAGGCUUUUAGAGAGGACCACAAGAUAUUGUUGGAAAAAUGUGAAAGAGAAGACGUCAAGGGCCACGAAGAAGAAUUGUUAUUGGAAUCUGAAUUGAAGACACUAAAGAGCUUGCAAACAAGACAAGUUAGUAACACUGUCAGAUUCAAUAGAAUUAAAUCGCUUUAUGAGAUCUAUCAAUAGACUCUAAGAUCAACUUGCAUAGUGGCUUCAAUACGAAUAGUCAGAUUUAGCUUGAACCAGUUAGAUAUAUAAAAUCAUUCGAUACUAAUAU
Scheffersomyces stipitis CBS 6054 is the source of this 1897-nucleotide messenger RNA. It is a transcript of the gene RPC82, whose product is annotated as DNA-directed RNA polymerase III subunit. The coding region runs from base 7 to 1806 and encodes 599 amino acids. Gene Ontology annotation, biological process: DNA-templated transcription. Gene Ontology annotation, molecular function: single-stranded DNA binding. The record is from RefSeq and is a predicted model, not a curated record. NCBI's taxonomy places the organism in Eukaryota, Fungi, Ascomycota, Pichiomycetes, Serinales, Debaryomycetaceae. Gene Ontology annotation, cellular component: RNA polymerase III complex. The transcript has 2 exons.